UUAUCAAGUAUUUGGAAAUUCAUAGUUUUUAUCGACCAUAUCAGUUAUAUCACAUGAUCUUAAGUCACCUGAAUGUUACAAGUGUGAGGGGGUGUGUACGUGUACUUUAGUAUAUACAUAUAUAGUUUGUUCAUCAUUUACCGGUGAAAUAUCUGUAAAGAUGGCUUAUGCAGGAUCUGUUGUCAAUCCACCUCUGCCAUAUAUCGGGGGAAUACCCGGUGGUAUGACAGAUGGUCGACAGAUCAUUGUACAAGGAACUGUACCAUUUCAUGAAAAUGCAUUUACAGUUAAUUUACAGUGUGGUUCAAGUCUAAAUCCUCAAUCAGACACAGCUUUACAUUUUAACAUAAGAUUUAAUGAGAAUUGUGCAGUAAGAAACUCUCUGCAGAAUGGAUCAUGGGGAUCAGAGGAGAGAACCGGUGGGAUGCCAUUUCAGAAAAAUUACCCUUUCGAAAUAAUCAUUUUAUGUCAGCAUCACCAUUACAAGGUAGCCGUUAAUGGAAAACAUUUCUGUGAAUUUCGCCAUCGAAUUGCUAAACACCAAGUGAACACUUUGGCUGUCAUUAGUCCAGCAGGGCAAGUCAGUUCAAUCAGAUUUGAUGGCCCAGGAGCAGGCGGAGGUCAACAUGCAAAGAUCAAGCUUGGUCCCUUUUCAUUUGAAUUUGGAAAUCAUGGCCCCCAACAUCACAAUCCACCACCGAUGCCACAACCUGCAGGAGGAUUUCCACAAGCUGGUGGCUUUCCACCAGCUGGGGCCUUCCAACCUCCACCCCAACAGCCUGCAGGAUAUCCUGGCGCACCAAUGAUGAACCCGCCUGUACCACUUGUUACACCAAUCCAAGGGGGAAUAUAUCCCGGGAAAAUGAUAAACAUAAGCGGUGUACCAAAUCCUACAGCAACUAGGUUUACAGUAAAUCUACAGUGUGGUGCCUAUGAAGGAUCAGACAUAGCUCUUCAUUUUGAUGUUCGAUUUCAAGCUGGUGCAGAUUACAACGUAGUUGUACGUAAUUCCUGUCAGAACGGAAGUUGGGGUGCGGAAGAAAAACAACUACCAUAUUUCCCUUUCAUGCCAAAUGCUAGCUUUGAUAUGAUAGUUCUUGUAGAACAGAACCAAUUCAAGGUAGCCGUAAAUAAUCAACAUCUAUUCGCCUUCAGUCAUCGUAUUCCAUUUCAAAGAGUGGACUCCUUAAUCGUAAAAGGAGACGUGCGUCUUAGUCAAGUACGCUUCCAGUAAAGGAAGAUUGCACGGAGUUAUUUGGUCUAAUUGGAAAACUGUUGGCGCUUAUUUUGUAAAAACUUAGUUUCACACUUUUCAGUCAGAAUUUUGGAAAUCAUAUUUGUUUUUGCUGUACUAAAGUAUUUAUCAACGUUUCUUUUUUUUAUACCAAAUACGUGUACUGUCAGCAAUGUUUUUUUAAUAAAAUUUGUUAUUCUUUCA
Messenger RNA from Mytilus californianus (California mussel), 1438 nucleotides. RefSeq names its product galectin-9C-like. Gene Ontology annotation, molecular function: carbohydrate binding. The transcript is spliced from 9 exons. The record is from RefSeq and is a predicted model, not a curated record. Lineage: Eukaryota; Metazoa; Mollusca; Bivalvia; Mytilida; Mytilidae. Bases 161 to 1234 code for a protein of 357 amino acids.